AUGCCCCGUGUCGCAAAUAAGGUGCAUCGCCGUUCCAACGGCAACACAACUCCUCACAAAAAUACCCCAGUCAAGAUACCCCUCAACGAUGAUGAACGCGAGAAGGCAGCGCGCAUGGAGGCUCGUCAGGCACUUCAUGAUCGCCAAAUGAGUCAGAUCAAAGCUGCAGUCAAGACGCCUAUGCCACCCCGUCGAUACACCAACUACGAUCGUGAAGACGACGAUAGUCCCUCAACUCCCCGAGCAUCCAGUCAUCGUGGCCGCACCAGUGAUGUAAAUGGGCGCGCAGUAACGCCGAUGAAGCGCGUGCCCAUUUUGGCGAAUUUCGAGGAGUGGAUGAAAAUGGCGACCGAUAAUAAGAUCAACGCGAAUAACUCGUGGAACUUUGCGCUGAUUGACUACUUUCACGAUAUGUCACUGUUGAAGGAAGGAGACGGCGUGAAUUUCCAGAAAGCCAGUUGCACCCUGGACGGUUGUGUGAAGAUUUACACCAGUCGCGUGGACAGUGUCGCAACGGAAACCGGAAAGCUUUUGAGUGGAUUGGCCGAUAGCCGCGACAAGAGAGGGCGCGGAGAGGAAGCAGAAGAUGGGGAGGAGGAUGAGGAAGGCGAGGAUGGUCAGCCGCGCAAAUCGCGGAAGAAGACUCGUUCCCAUGAGGCUACCCUCGCCCCAUCGUUCGCAUCUUUGCAACUGAAGAAGUUUGAGCUAGAGUUCGCCGUGGAUCCGCUGUUCAAAAAGGCCUCCGCAGAUUUUGACGAAGGAGGUGCUAAAGGCUUGCUUCUAAACCACCUUGCUAUUGAUAGCCACGGAAGGAUUGUCUUCGACAGCAGCGACGAUGCUGUGGACGACAGCGCGAAGACCGCAGAAGAUGACCGUGAAGGGUCGAUGGAUCCUGACCAGCAAGCCGAGGACCAAAAGCCAGUGCAACAACCUGCAAGCGACACUUUUGAAGAUAACACCGAGAUUGAUCUCGGCUCACUAGCCAGCCAAUUCUUCCCAGAUCUGGAUCGUCUAGAUGAGCAAGAUAUUUGUCCCUCACUCAAGAACCUCGAUCUAGGUGAUCCUAGCGGAUCGCUGGAUCUUCCCCUUCUCAAAGCGCCCGAGGAAUGGCGACAAGACAAGAUGGAUGAAGAUGGAAGAACACAUGACGACCCAUCUGGUAUCAUGCUCGACGAUGACAACGCUGUUGGAUUUGACGACGAUGAUGCCACCCUAGCGGGCUUCGAUCUCAGCGGCGACACCGGGUUUGGGGAUGGAGGAGAAGCCUGGGCUCGGGAAGCCGCCUUGGAGCCUAUGUUGAAUGUCCACCGAGUCGCUCGCGAUGCGGAUGGUGAAGGCGAUGAUGGUGAUGAAGAUGCAUACGCGAUCUCUAUGUCACAUCAAACUAAUAGCCACGACCACGAGAAUAUUCUCAGUUACUUUGACAACGCACUGCAGAAGAACUGGGCUGGCCCAGAACACUGGAAGAUCCGAAAAAUCAAAGACAGUUCGACGCCUGCUACUUCUGCGCCCAAGCCGCGCAAGGAGAAAGAACCAUUUGAGAUUGAUUUCGCAGCCCCUCUGGAUCCUGCUAUCGCUGAAUUGAUCUACACCCCGGCUAGCUCUAACUCUGCCGUCUCAUUACCGAAGACGCAGUGGAAGACAAAGGGUCGCAAUUUGCUCCCCGAUGAUAAGCAUUUCAAUUCCCGCAAUCUCCUCACAUUGUUCCUCAAGCCAAAGGCAAGAAUGGGCUCGAAAAAGAUUCUAGGUAAACGCCCUCGGCAAGAUUUGACGGCUGGCAACGGCGAGAUGGAUGAGGCAUUCUGGGCGAAUCGAAAGCCCGAGGAGAACGCCAACGAGGAGGGCGCUGCUGGUGCCUAUGAUGCCAACUUCUUCGCCGAUGAUGACGGUCUUCCUUUCUCGAAUGGCAUGGAUCUCGAUGACGACGAUGACAAUCUGCCUUUCGCGGAUGCCCGGGAGAUGCUGUCUCCAGCCGCAGACGGACGUCCAGGCACCGCAGCCGGUGAAGCAGGAGGAGCAACUGGGCUCAGCGCACUAUUAAACAUGGUUGGCGCCACUCCUGGCCGACCCGGAGCUGGUGGCUACGGCUCACAAUUAGUGACACAAGGUGGUCGCCGUGCACGACCAGACUACGUUGCAUAUGCCCGUGUGGCGAAGAAGGUCGACGUUCGACGCCUCAAAACAGAGAUGUGGAAGGGCAUGGGCGAGCGUCUGGUUGAUGCCGUCGACUUCGCAUCAGCUUCUCAACCCGGGGCCGUGUCCAGUGAAGCCCCCGCGGAACCCGAGAGUGAAUCGGAUGCCCCUGUUCCCCCAACACCCAAGGCCGGGAGUCCACAGCAAUCCCCCGAUGGCAAGGACACAUCUGGUCGACUACGCUUUACGCAAAUCAUGAACUCCUUGAAGACGGUCUACCCCGCAGAAACCCUACGGGACAUCAGCACGUCCUUCGGGUUUAUCUGCCUCUUGCAUCUUGCCAAUGAACAAGGUCUCGUGCUCGAGAGUGAUCUAGGCAAGGUGGGCCCUAAUGCGGCUACGCUGGAAGAGAUCUUCGUCAGCAGGGAUACGCAUGCCAUCAUCGAAGAGGGUGGAAUGUGA
This is a messenger RNA of Penicillium bovifimosum, 2595 nucleotides long. RefSeq names its product condensin subunit BRN1. Gene Ontology annotation, biological process: mitotic chromosome condensation. The transcript has 3 exons. Gene Ontology annotation, cellular component: condensin complex. Bases 1 to 2595 code for a protein of 864 amino acids. Gene Ontology annotation, molecular function: chromatin binding. NCBI's taxonomy places the organism in Eukaryota, Fungi, Ascomycota, Eurotiomycetes, Eurotiales, Aspergillaceae. The record is from RefSeq and is a predicted model, not a curated record.